AAUAUCGUCACACCGACGAUAACAUUAACAACGGUGACUUCACUAAUACUUGUUGCCGAUUUCACAUCACAAAGUAUGCAACGAAUAUCGACAAACCCCAAAAACCAACAAAUAUCGUCACACUAACAAUAACAUCAACAACGGUGACUUCACCAAAACCUGUUUAUAAGAAUGCCAGAGAAAUCCCACAAAAAAGUUGGGAUGCACACAAGACCACCCCACAGGAACAUUCUGCAAGACCACCCUACAAGUUACCAGCGAUGCAAAAUCAAUUCACGAAAUCUAACGGCAGCACCAAACCAACGACGACAACAAUACUAGCGAUAACAAUGACACCAAUGAUGACACCAGCGACGACAAGAUACCAGUGA
Molecule: messenger RNA, 371 nt
Organism: Racocetra persica
Lineage: Eukaryota; Fungi; Glomeromycota; Glomeromycetes; Diversisporales; Gigasporaceae
Source: the annotation of a GenBank genome assembly